Amblyraja radiata (thorny skate) is the source of this 3005-nucleotide messenger RNA. RefSeq lists its product as uncharacterized. NCBI's taxonomy places the organism in Eukaryota, Metazoa, Chordata, Chondrichthyes, Rajiformes, Rajidae. The record is from RefSeq and is a predicted model, not a curated record. The coding region runs from base 27 to 3005 and encodes 992 amino acids. The transcript has 12 exons.
AUCUUGACUAUUGGGGAGGAGGCACCAUGGUGACGGUAACCAACGCGGCUCCAUCCGCGCCCAGCCCCUUCAUUCUCUUCACCUGUGAGGAUCACGGCUCCAGUGGUUCGUUCACCUAUGGUUGUUUGGCGUUGGGCUAUUCCCCUGCGGGCGCCAGUGUUUCUUGGAAGAAAGAUGAUAAACAACUGACCACCGGAGUGAAGGACUACCCGGCAGUGUUCAAUAAGUUGGGAACUUACACCCGGAGCAGCGAGUUAACCAUCACCGAGGCGGAGGCAGGGAGAGGCGACAUCUUCUGCGUGGUUCAGCAUGACCAAAAAGACUAUGUAGCGAAAGUACCAGACCGCGAGGUACAUCACCCUACCAUCACCAUUACCAUAAGUGCCCUUGAUGAAAUCAAGCGCAGCAGAAAGGCGAUCGCCGUGUGUUUGGUCAACGAUUUCACUCCAGCGAAAUUUACUGUGAACUGGCUGAAGAAUGGCGAACCAUUGGAUUCUGGCAUCGUCACCUCUCCCGCCUUCCAGGUGAACGGUAACGGUAACUUCUCGGCGACCAGCCAGUUGACAUUCCCAGCUACAGAGUGGUUCAAAGGUUCCGUCUAUACCUGCCAAGUCAACCAUGAAAAAGAUUUGAAAAGCCAAAACAUCAGUAGAUCUCCAGUUGAUGAUUCCUGCGGUGAACCGAAGAUUACAAUCCUUCCUCCACCUGUUGAACAAGAGUUAAUGGAGAUGACCGUAACAUUAACCUGUCGGGUAUCCGGUGCACCUUAUGGUAUCAAAGUAUCUUGGAACCACGAAAAGGUACAUUUGGAAUCAGAGAUCCAGCCCACAGGACAUGCAGAUAUCGUAGAGCGCAAAGUCAACAUUUCAACUCGUGACUGGCUGAGUGGGGAUGAUUUCGAAUGCGUGGUGAGCCAUGAUGAUAUGCCGACUCCAAAAACUGAACAAAUCAACUGGAAGAAAGGUCAACAUCUGCUGACACCGUCCGUCUCAGUCCUUCUGCCGCCGACAGAAGAAAUCUCCGCGCACAAGACUAUCACCCUCACCUGCUUUGUGAGAGGAUUCUCCCCACGCAGGGUGUUUGUCACGUGGACACUUGAAGACAAGCGGGUGGAUGAGAGCAUGUACAAGAACACCGAGGUGGAGGCGGAGAACGGCAAUGACACCUUCUUCACCUACAGCCUGUUAUCCAUUGGGGCAGAGGAGUGGGCUAGCGGCGCCUCCUUCUCCUGUCUAGUGGGGCACGAAGCAAUCCCCAUGAAGACCAUCGUCAGAACGGUCAAUAAGUUCAGCGGUAAACCCAGUUUUGUCAAUGUUUCCCUUGUAUUGAUGGAUACUGUCAAUUCCUAUUACGCCGACAAAGUUCCUCUUGAGGAUUAUGAGGAAGACAGGGACAACAUCUGGACAACCGCUUCCACAUUCAUUAUCCUGUUCUUCCUGAGCAUUUCCUACGGUGCUGCCGUAACUCUGGUGAAGGCCGUGUCUCGGGCUCUCAGCAGCGCACGUACCUCUGCAGUCAUCCAUGGUUUACGGUUGGGGACGUGUGGUGAUGAGCUUGGUGACAGUAAUGUCAUCAAUGUUUUAAGCCACGAGAGCAUGAAGCCCAGCAAAUUGAAGAUCCAUUUGGAGUCUUGUCACAGCAACCUGGCAAGGAAGGGCGUGGACUAUUUCAAACCAUGUGGCCUUUGCCUUGCAGCGGCUCCAUCCGCGCCCAGCCCCUUCAUUCUCUUCACCUGUGAGGAUCACGGCUCCAGUGGUUCGUUCACCUACGGUUGUUUGGCGUUGGGCUAUUCCCCUGCGGGCGCCAGUGUUUCUUGGAAGAAAGAUGAUAAACAACUGACCACCGGAGUGAAGGACUACCCGGCAGUGUUCAAUAAGUUGGGAACUUACACCCGGAGCAGCGAGUUAACCAUCACCGAGGCGGAGGCAGGGAGAGGCGACAUCUUCUGCGUGGUUCAGCACAACCAAAAAGACUAUGUAGCGAAAGUACCAGACCGCGAGGUACAUCAUCCUACCGUCACCAUUACCAUAAGUGCCCUUGAGGAAAUCAAGCGCAGCAGAAAGGCGAUCGCCGUGUGUUUGGUCAACGAUUUCACUCCAGCGAAAUUUACUGUGAACUGGCUGAAGAAUGGCGAGUCAUUGGAUUCUGGCAUCGUCACCUCUCCCGCAUUCCAGGUGAACAGUGACGGUAACUUCUCGGCGACCAGCCAGUUGACAUUCCCAGCUACAGAGUGGUUCAAAGGUUCCGUCUAUACCUGCCAAGUCAACCAUGGAAAAGAUUUGAAAAGCCAAAACAUCAGUAGAUCUCCAGAUGAUGAUUCCUGCGGUGAACCGAAGAUUACAAUCCUUCCUCCACCUGUUGAACAAGAGUUAAUGGAGAUGACCGUAACAUUAACCUGUCGGGUAUCCGAUGCACCUUAUGAUAUCACAGUAUCUUGGAACCACGAAAAGGUACAUUUGGAAUCAGAGAUCCAGCCCACAGGACAUGCAGAUAUCGUAGAGAGCAAAGUCAACAUUUCAACUCGUGACUGGCUGAGUGGGGAUUAUUUCGAAUGCUUGGUGAGCCAUGAUGAUAUGCCGACUCCAAAAACUGGACGAAUCAACUGGAAGAAAGGUCAACAUCUGCUGACACCGUCCGUCUCAGUCCUUCUGCCGCCGACAGAAGAAAUCUCCGCGCACAAGACUAUCACCCUCACCUGCUUUGUGAGAGGAUUCUCCCCACGCAGGGUGUUUGUCACGUGGACACUUGAUGACAAGCGGGUGGAUGAGAGCAAGUACAAGAACACCGAGGUGGAGGCGGAGAACGGCAAUGACACCUUCUUCACCUACAGCCUGUUAUCCAUUGGGGCAGAGGAGUGGGCUAGCGGAACCUCCUUCUCCUGUCUAGUGGGGCACGAAGCAAUCCCCAUGAAGACCAUCGUCAGAACAGUCAAUAAGUCCAGCGGUAAACCCAGUUUUGUCAAUGUUUCCCUUGUAUUGAUGGACACUGUCAAUUCCUGUCAAUGA